Messenger RNA from Osmerus eperlanus (European smelt), 1623 nucleotides. It is a transcript of the gene got1, whose product is annotated as glutamic-oxaloacetic transaminase 1, soluble. The record is from RefSeq and is a predicted model, not a curated record. Gene Ontology annotation, biological process: L-aspartate biosynthetic process. NCBI's taxonomy places the organism in Eukaryota, Metazoa, Chordata, Actinopteri, Osmeriformes, Osmeridae. The transcript is spliced from 9 exons. The coding region runs from base 133 to 1365 and encodes 410 amino acids. Gene Ontology annotation, cellular component: cytosol. Gene Ontology annotation, molecular function: L-aspartate:2-oxoglutarate transaminase activity; pyridoxal phosphate binding.
CACAUCUCUAAAUUCAAGGUGAACGCAGAGCCGAUAGCAGUCUUGCCAAGCUGAUACAUAGCCAGGUUAGCGGUUAAUACCAAUUGACAAAAUCUAAUUUCUCAAUAUUUAAAUCCAGUCAUAUUCAGCGUCAUGUCGGUAUUCACUGAGGUUCCCCAGGCUGUUCCCGUGGCAGUGUUCAAGUUGUCGUCGGAUUUCCGCGAGGACCAGAACACCAACAAGGUGAACCUUGGAGUUGGAGCCUACCGUACAGAUGCAGGCCAGCCGUGGGUGCUCCCUGUGGUGAAGAAGGUGGAGAGGAUCAUCGUGGAGGACAACAGUCUGAACCAUGAGUACCUGGGCAUCCUGGGGUUACCUGAGUUCAGGUCUUCUGCCUCCAAGAUUGCCCUUGGGGAGGAUAGCCCAGCCAUCCAGGAGAACAGGGUGGGGGCUGUGCAGUGUCUGGGGGGGACGGGUGCGUUGAAGAUGGGGGCGGAGUUCCUCAGACGCUUUCACAACGGGACCAACAACACCAAGACACCUGUCUAUGUUUCUGCACCUACCUGGGAGAACCACAACGCCGUGUUUGCCAGCGCUGGCUUUGAAGACGUACGCUCCUACAAAUACUGGGAUGCAGAGAAGAGAGGCCUGGACCUGGCCGGUUUCCUUGGAGACCUGGAGAGUUCCCCUGAGCACUCCAUCUUCGUCUUGCACGCCUGCGCCCACAACCCCACUGGCACGGACCCUACCCCAGAGCAGUGGAUGCAGAUCGCUGAGGUCAUGAUGCGCAGGAACCUGUUUGUGUUCUUCGACUCGGCCUACCAGGGCUUUGCAUCAGGCAGCCUGGACAAGGAUGCCUGGGCUGUGCGCUACUUUGUGUCUCUGGGCUUCGAGAUGUUCUGUGCUCAGUCCUUCUCCAAGAACUUCGGCCUCUACAAUGAGCGAGUGGGGAACCUGACAGUGGUGGCUCGUGACCAGGACAACCUGAGCAGGGUUCUGUCCCAGAUGGAGAAGAUCGUCAGGACCACCUGGUCCAACCCCCCGUCCCAGGGGGCUCGCCUGGUGGCCAUCACUCUCAACACCCCCGAGCUCUUCGCUGAGUGGAAGGACAAUGUGAAGACCAUGGCAGACCGGGUGUUGCUGAUGAGGGCUCAGUUGCAGGAGAAGCUGCAGGCCCUGGGGACUCCUGGCACCUGGGACCACAUCACCCAGCAGAUAGGCAUGUUCAGCUUCACCGGACUGAACCCUAAGCAGGUGGAGUUCAUGAUAAAGGAGAGGCAUGUGUACCUGAUGGCUAGUGGGCGCAUCAACAUGUGCGGUCUGACAACCAAGAACAUCGACUACGUAGCCGAGUCCAUAUACGAGGCCGUCACCAAGGUCCAGUAGGAGAGGACUACCCUACCCACAACCCACGAGGGCCUGGCACCUCCUCAGUACUUCCUGUCCCUGCAGCUGCUCUGGGGUGUAUUAGAUGUGGAUGGUGGUGUGCGUUUGACCAGCACACACACACACACACACACAGUCACACACUCACCCCCACACUGUCACACACACCCUGUCACACCAUGUCGCCAAGCUCACUAGGACAGUGCGGGCUCUGGAACCGUCUAGAUCAACAUCCAUUUUAAAUCUUAAGUUAAUGCG